GUGUAUCCAAAUGUCUGCGUAUUGCUUAGAUGACGAGUAGUAUUAUUGUUAAAGUUACCAGAGCUGCAAACUUAUUUUUCAGCACUAUGUGUCUUUAAUUUAAUCAUAUCUGUGUCGUAUUAUAUCAUCAUCUCAUAAAAGCCACAAUGGCAAUGAAACGGAUUUGGACAUCCGUGAUUCAAAAGGCUCACCAAGAAAAAGAAGAAAUCGAGGAGAAAGUUAGCAAUUUGGAAAAUGCAGAUCCCGAACUUUGCAUCAAGCUCUUACAUUAUCCUUCAAUGCAGAACUUUUCCGGAUUAAAACAUAAAAUUCAAUCGGCUUCUGUUGAAUGGAUGCUAUCUUUUUUGGAACAAGAUGGGUUAGAUGUACUCUUUGAAACUCUGGGUCGAUUAUCGAAACAAACUGCUCAAUCCAAAAAGUUUUCAUGGAAUCGUUCAAUGGAGUUGCUGCAAUGCGUUGAAUGCGUAAAAGCAGUAAUGAAUUCUAAAACCGGGCUGGACUUCAUUAUAAAACAUGAAGAAUAUACCAGAAAGUUAUCCGCCGCAAUUGACACUCCUAAUAUCAUGAUCAAGAAGCAAGUUUUUGAGCUCAUGGCGGCGUUAUCUCUAUACUCUGAAAAGGGAAAACGUCGUGCGAUCGAUUCUAUGGAAAACUUCAUGAAAACGAAAAUGCAACGUUACCGAUUUAGUAUCGUUGUCAAUGAAUUGAAAGAAGCUGAGAAUAAUCCGUAUCAGAUAUCCGUUUUAUCUUUUAUCAAUGCUGUGAUAAUUUCAAGUGAUUCCUUGACGAAAAGAAUGCAGAUUCGCAACGAAUUUAUUGCAUUGGAUCUUCUUGACAUCCUAGCAAGACUGAGAAGUGAAGACGUAGAAGACUUACUCAUUCAAAUUGAAGUUUUUGAAGAGAGUAAACUCGAAGACGAAGAUGAGUACAGUGCACUCGCUGGAGAUAAAAACGUCAAUUUAAACGAUCACAAAGACAUAUUUGAAACAAUUUACAACAAAACAUCUAACUCUGCACAAGCGGGAUAUUUUUUAAAUAUUUUGCAAUGUUUGCUUCAACUUGAACCAAACGAAGUAGAGUCAGAUAUGAUCUGGAGAGCAAUUGAUACAUUUGCACAAAAAGUAAGUGCAUCGCGUACAGAGAAAGAACUUCUAAAAUUAAUGAGUUCUGAGAUCAAAGUACACAAUCCUAACUAUUGCUCGUCCAACUCAUCAAGUGAUUCAUUUCACUCUUGCUCGUCGGAAGAGUCGUCAACUCAAACCUCUCCUCGACGAUCUUCUCCCGUUGCAUCAUCUUUGGUGAAUGGCUAUUCUGAUCAUAAACCAGUCGCAGGAUCUGAAAUCAAGAGUUCUAUGUCUUCUGACUCGUCUACAGAUAAAUCACUUAUACCUAAAAGUUCUAAUAUGAAUGCAACUCCUGUACCACCACCGCCGCCUCCUCCACCACCAGUAAUUGGAAACAGUGUACAAAUCCCGACUCCACAACCACCGCCUGGCAAUGGUUCGUCAAUCCCCACACCGCCGCCUCCUCCCCCACCAGCACCAGGUAUUCCACCCCCGCCUCCUCCCCCACCAGCACCAGGUAUUCCACCCCCGCCUCCUCCCCCACCAGCACCAGGUAUUCCACCCCCGCCGCCUCCCCCACCAGUAACAGGUAUUCCACCCCCGCCGCCUCCCCCACCAGCACCAGGCAUUCCACCCCCGCCUCCUCCCCCACCAGCACCAGGUAUUCCACCCCCGCCGCCUCCCCCACCAGUACCAGGUAUUCCACCCCCGCCGCCUCCCCCACCAGUACCGGGCAUUCCACCCCCGCCUCCUCCACCACCAGCCCCGGGUGCUCCACCCCCGCCUCCUCCCCCACCCGGUGCACCGGGUAUCCCUCCUCCGCCGUCUUUUUUCGGUGCAGCAGCAGCCCCGGUUCGUAGAUCGGUGAGUGUCCCAAAGCCAAAUGCAAAACUUCGAAAGUUUAACUGGCAAAAAAUACCGUCUUCGCGCGUGCAAGGUAAAGUGGAAUGUGUCUGGAGUUCUUUGAACAGCCCCGACGUAGAUCCGACAGAACUUGAACCUAAUUACAAAACAAUAGAAGAAUUGUUUGCUCAAAAAGUCAUUGAAAAGAAGGCUAAAUCUCCAGCCAAAAAAGUAGAAUCUUCUGAAAUUACUUUGAUUGACGGAAAAAGAAGUUUAAAUAUCAAUAUAUUUUUGAAGCAGUUCAGAAUGCCAAACACGGAAAUCAUUGCCCUGCUGGUUAACGGGAAGCCUUCUGUGGCCAUGACAGAAGAAAGACUAAGAAAUUUAAAAAAAUUCUAUCCAGAUACAUUCGAAGCUGAUACAUUGAAGUCAUUUAAAGGGGAUAAAUCAAAACUAGCAAAUGCUGAAGACUUUUUACUACGACUUAUUUCCGUGUCGCAUAAUAUGCUACGUAUUGAUGCCAUGAUAAUGCAACAGGAAUUCAGCGAAGCUUUCAGCAACCUCACUUCUGACUUAACGAAAGUAAUUGAAGCAACGAAAGCGAUAAAAGGGUCCAAAAAUCUAGAAACUUUCUUAGUUCUCAUUUUGAAAAUGGGUAAUUUCCUUAACUUUGGGGGACACUCUGGAAACGCAGACGCUUUUACAUUCUCUUCUUUAUUGAGAUUAACGGAAACAAAAUCUAAUAAACCAAGGAUGACGUUGCUUCAUUACGUCGUAGAGGAGGCAGAGAAGAACCAUCCACAUUUAUUGGAUCUUCCUAAGGAAUUAGCUGUUGUUUUGAAGUGCCAAACCAUAGCCAUCGAACCUAUGCUUCAAGACUGUAAUAAAUUGAACAAAGGUCUAGAAACUUUGAGAAAUAAGAUUGAUAAAUCAUCCGAAGACUUGAAAGAAACUUUUCUGCCAUUUAUAAAUAAUUCGGUAAAUGAAAUGGAAAGAGCAAACAAAGAUGUUGCAGAACUCGAAAAUAUGCGUGAGCAACUUGCAAACUAUUUUGUUGAAGAUAUAAAAAAGUUCAAAUUAGAAGAAUGUUUACAAACUUGUGUGAAAUUUGUCACACAAGUAUCUUCAGCUAUUAAAGAGAAUAAAGAGCGUGCAAUUCAAGAAGAAAAACGUCGAAAACGCCAGGAACAAUUGGCAAAACAGAAACAAGCUAGGGCCGAAUCCGGCGAGAGUGGAAAGAAAAAUACUCUUAAAAAGGUUGAAGAAGAGCAAGCGGGAGGAUGUAUCAUUGAUAAUUUAUUGAAUGACAUCAGAAAAGGCUUCAAAUUGCGUAGAGCAUCGUUAGCACCUACUUAGUUUCAAAAUAAAAAAUUUCUUCUAAACAAACCCAUCCUUUUCUCCAAAAAAUAUAGAGUACACCAGUCGUUAUUUGUCUGCAAUAUCCCGCUAUUACUUUUAUGCUUCAUUUCUAUCGCGAAAUAUUCUUAUAUCCGUCAGUUACCAGCGUUACUGUAUUCCUAAUUGGUUCCCAGAAUGAUUCUUGCUUCGAAUUUUAACCAAUUGUGAUUACUGCAUUAUUUUUAUGAUUUUUCUUGUGCGCCUUCUAUUGAAGUGUGAGUCAGGUUCACUAUUACAAAGUGAAGUACUUUUUCAUUGUAGUCGUUUUUAGAUAUAUGCGUUUAGAUAACGAAUGUUCUCUAUUAGACAAGGGUAUGUGAUCUAUUAGCUUGUUUGAUUUGGAACUGUUGUAGCCAUUUGACACCACCUAGAGCUAAAUCAUACCAUAUGCAGUGUUCCCCAUAUACAUUCCAUUCAACUGAUAUUGUGCAAUUUUGUACAUCGCCGUUGUACACAAAUAUACUUGCCUUGCUGCAACCCGAGCUUGACUUACUUAUCCAAUUAUGAUAAAUACGCGUGCAUUAUUGCGACAAAAUGUAAUAUUUGUUUGCAUUCUUGUAACAUGAUACUAAAUUGCACCUGAAAUUCACGCACUCAAAUGCGCCCAAUUAUUCGACAACAGCCAUGGUGAAUUGUGCUUUAUAUGCACUUCCAAAUGCGAUCGAAAAUGAUAAAUAUUAUGCGUUAAAUUUGGCGAUUUUGAGAUGGCAUUUGUGAUUCCUUUUUUGUAACACGAGACUAAAAAACAUUCAAAAAUCUAUAGUUGAGAGACCAGAAGUUUAUCAUAUUUUUAUUCAUUAUAUGGCACACAUUUAAACUGGCAAGUGUAUCAUAUAUAUUUGAUUUGUUUGAUUUUAAUAAUGACUGAUUCAUCAUUUUGUUGAUUGAUUUAUAUUAUAAUUUUGCUCAGCCGGAAGCAAUAUGAUUUGUAUGUACAUCGCUAUUUUGAUAUUAGCGUUUUGCUGGUUCGCUAAAUAAGACUUUGAAUAAAAAAGUUGAAACAUGA
This is a messenger RNA of Styela clava, 4311 nucleotides long. Its product is annotated as inverted formin-2-like. NCBI's taxonomy places the organism in Eukaryota, Metazoa, Chordata, Ascidiacea, Stolidobranchia, Styelidae. Gene Ontology annotation, biological process: actin cytoskeleton organization. The record is from RefSeq and is a predicted model, not a curated record. Gene Ontology annotation, molecular function: actin binding; small GTPase binding.